AUGCACAUUCUCGUCACCAACGACGACGGCCCGCCGUCCAACGACUCCUCGCCCUACGUGCACCCCUUCAUCGCUGCCCUCCAAGCCCACGGCCACACUGUCUCUGUCGUACUGCCGCACGUGCAGCGCUCAUGGAUCGGAAAGGCACACAUCGUCGGCCACAGCAUCCGCCCGACCUACUUCCGCCCUGAUCCCAUCCCCGCCACUCUGCCCACCUCUGAAGAUGGCACUCCACGCUACCCCAACACCGGAACCACCGACUCGCGUCCCCUGCCUCUCUCGUCAUCCGCCGAGGAGUGGGUGCUCGUCGACAGCACGCCCGCGUCAUGUGUUCAGAUCGGCCUGCAUCACUACUUCCGCGACCGUGGCCCCAUCGACCUGAUUGUCUCGGGCCCGAACUACGGCAGGAAUACAACGGCAGUGUUUGCGCUGAGCAGCGGAACCAUUGGCGGUGCCAUGGAGGGCGCCGUGUGUGGGAAGCGCUCCAUCGCCCUGAGCUUUGCCUUUUUCGACCGCAACCACGACGCCACCAUCAUUGCGGAAGCGUGCGAGCAGGCGGUCAAGGUGAUUGAGCAUCUGGCGACGAACUGGGGCUCGGACGCGCAGCUGUAUACCGUCAACGUGCCGCUUCAGGCGGGCGUGACCAAGCAGAAGACUGUGUGGACGGAGAUGCUGCAGAAUUCUUGGUCGAGUGGAAGCUGCUUCCAGGAGGUGCUAGUACCAGAGAGCGAGGAUGACGGUCCGGCCGAGGCUGAGAGAGAGCUGCGGAAACAGGAAGAGCGGGCAGAGCAAGGUGGGAGCAGUCUUGCUGAAAGCGGGACGGCCACCCCGCACGCGAGAUAUAACCACAUGCACUUCAAGUGGGCACCUAAGUUUAAGGACGUCUACGACAGCGUGGAGAAGAGUGAGCCGGGCAAUGAUGGUUGGGCGGUGAAGAAUGGUUUCACCAGUGUUACGCCGCUGCGGGCCAACUUCAUGCAUUCUUCAGCGAACUACAAGGGUGAACUGCAAUUAUAG
Messenger RNA from Diplodia corticola, 1017 nucleotides. RefSeq names its product tubulin-tyrosine ligase. Gene Ontology annotation, molecular function: hydrolase activity. Gene Ontology annotation, cellular component: P-body. The record is from RefSeq and is a predicted model, not a curated record. The transcript has 3 exons. The coding region runs from base 1 to 1017 and encodes 338 amino acids. NCBI's taxonomy places the organism in Eukaryota, Fungi, Ascomycota, Dothideomycetes, Botryosphaeriales, Botryosphaeriaceae.